AUACCACCCACCUUUCUUGUCUUAUUUCGUCACACACAAACAACAAAGAGAAAAGAAAGUUAGGUGUUUCUUGAUCUCUACACUGUAGUAAUGGCUGCUCUUCCUUUCAAAAUCCACCUCUUCAAGAAAUCAGCAAUAGAAGCUGGAACCCCUGAAAAGUACUAUCUGAAUCCAUCGGAUAACUUAUGGAAAGUAACAUCGAUGUGGAGGGUCGUUGAACAUGAAGAUACUAUUAAUUUGUCAGUUGAUAUGAAUGCAUUUGGAGAUCUUGUUACCAUUUUGAUACAAGGAAACUUUAUUAAUAUCAAUGUAGGAAGAGAAGACGAGGAAAAGGCUGCUCUUUUUGAACACAAGGAUGGGAUGAAGAAUUUCAGCAUCGAAAUGAAUCCUAACUUCGUCCAGUUAGGAGUCAAGGGUGAUGAUUUCGAAGCUCCUGAACGUGUUGCAAGGAUGUAUAUUUCUAAACUCAAUGCUGAAGAAAUCAAGAACUAUGCUGAAGGGAAGAAUGAUUUCUGAACCCAAAAGAUGAAGAAAAAAGCAACCCUAAAGAGAUUAAGAAUAAUGCUCCUGCUGCUUCUUCUAUCUAGUCUUUGGUUUUUAGCUUUGCUGCUGUUCUCUUUUGAGAUUUCUUUCUAGUUUUUCAUUUUGUUAUUAAUGUCUUUAUGAUCCCAGUUUCUAGGUAGGAGGAGAGGGUUUUAGUAGUUGUUUCACAAGUGAUUUUCUGAUAUGGAUCAUAAGAAAUGUAAUCAUCACAAAACAACUAAUGGUGUCUAUCUUCAAAUUAAAUGAGUAAAAUCUUUUGGUUUCUUAUUAA
Papaver somniferum (opium poppy) is the source of this 814-nucleotide messenger RNA. RefSeq lists its product as uncharacterized. The coding region runs from base 91 to 516 and encodes 141 amino acids. The transcript is spliced from 2 exons. The record is from RefSeq and is a predicted model, not a curated record. Lineage: Eukaryota; Viridiplantae; Streptophyta; Magnoliopsida; Ranunculales; Papaveraceae.